This is a messenger RNA of Candoia aspera, 1651 nucleotides long. RefSeq names its product proline rich and Gla domain 1 (gene PRRG1). The transcript has 3 exons. Gene Ontology annotation, cellular component: extracellular region. Bases 30 to 704 code for a protein of 224 amino acids. The record is from RefSeq and is a predicted model, not a curated record. NCBI's taxonomy places the organism in Eukaryota, Metazoa, Chordata, Lepidosauria, Squamata, Candoiidae. Gene Ontology annotation, molecular function: calcium ion binding.
GCAGCACUUUCUAGGGAAAGGUUUUAAACAUGGAUGGUGUGUUCCUCACAGAGGCUAAGGCCAAUUCUAUCUUAAAAAGAUACCCACGAGCUAAUGGAGGUUUGGAAGAACUUAAGAAAGGAAACAUUGAGCGUGAAUGUUAUGAAGAACGCUGUAAUAAAGAAGAGGCAAGAGAAGCAUUUGAAAAUGAUGAAAAGACGGCAGAAUUUUGGAAGGACUACACAAGUGGACUCCAUGAAGGAAGUAACACAGGACAAAACUGGUACCCAUUUUACCUAACAUUUCCUCUAAUCAUUGGCCUUUUGGUGGUGGUUCUCAUUAUAUUUGUCACAUGGAGAUGCCUUUUCAAAAAAAAACCACAUGGACGGUCCAUGUACACACAGAGCAGAAGCAGGGAUGAUACAGGUGACAGAAGCAUUCCUGAUGGGAGAAGUCCCCUCCCUCAGUCAUUCAUCAUUCUUCAUUCUCCCCAAGAAGAAAUGUUUGAAGGUAGUGGAUACUCUCCAGGGUACCUGAGCUACACAGAGGGACCUGUGGAUUCCUUAUCAAUCCGGUUGUCAAGCUGUGAACCACCACCAUCCUAUGAGGAAGUUGCUGGUGAAAAUAGCACACAGAGAAAUGAAUUUGCAAAUCAUUUGGAUCCCCCUCCUCAAUAUGAGGACAUUGUGAAUAGUAUUUCAGUCCCUCCAGUUACCAUCAAAUGAAAGAGAAAGAUUACAUGCUCCCUUUGUAGAAGCAAAUGAACCCUAAGACUUUUUAGCACUUUAUUGCAGCUUGAUGUUUGUAGGUUUCAAAGGUUUUCACUGUAUUAUGCCAAUUCUUAUUCUCCAAAUUUGGUUUAUUCUGUGAGGUCCCACAUUUGGGAAAACAAAACAGUCUUCAACAUGAAUAUAUAUGACUCUAGGUAUGGCUUUAUUGUCAGUGGUAUACUUUUUCUAUUAUUGAAAGUGAUGCUAAUAAAUGGCUCAGUUGUAAAAAUGGAUUGUCUAAGCAGAUGGCAACACAAGACUGACCUUAUCUAGGUUCAGAACUCGAGGAUUGCUCUUGAUUUGUAUUUGGAUGGGAGACCUCAAGGGAAUGCCAAGGCUGUAGGCUAGACUAGGAAGUCAAGAAAACAUCUAGAAGGCAAUGGCAAACCACUUCUGUACUGCUGCCAAGAAAACUAUAUAAAUGUGUCCAUGAAAUCAUCAGAAGUCAAGCGUGGCUUGAAGAAGACUUUAUCUUUACCUUGAUCAAAAUGGAUUAUAGCAAGAAAUGCUAACAUUUUUUCCCCUUGAAAUAAGUAUUUUUGGAAACCUUGUAUACAAGCAAAUCAUCUAGUAGGAAUAGUCAUGCUGUCACUAAAAUGCUUCUACUUGUUGUUACAGUGAACUCUACUGUAAUUAAAACUGUGAUGUAUCGAUGGUUGACUAUAUUCAAGCACAUAUAUUUUGAUCCUUCAGAAGAGUGCUAAAGAAAUUUUGUGAUGCUUCAAUCUACACUUCCAUUUGUAAGCCCUCUUCAGGCUUUAUGAUUCUGGAGCACUCACCAUGUUCUCUCUUGGCUGACAUCACUCUAAUGACAAUGGCUUCUCUUCAGUCAUUUGUACAUUGAGUAUAAAUGUUUGUAGAAGAGUAGUCACGCUGGUUUACAUCUCAGUAAUGACUCAUGU